AUGGACCAAACCUUCCGAUAUGGUGAAUUUACCAAGGAACAGAAGGUAAAUUAUGCGGUGCGAAAGUUCGACAAGGAAGCACUCGAGUUGUGGGACACUAUUGAUGCACGACUCAUUGAGGUCACUCGGAGGGCUAUGACUUGGGAAAUUCUUAGUAAGAAAGUGAAAGAUCAUUUAUGUAGUGAAGGUAGCAUACAACAGGCCCAAUGGGAGUUUUUGAAUAUUCAGAAAGGUAGCAUGACGAUUGCUAAGUAUAACACCACCUUUACUAAGAAGUCACAGUUCGCUACUGAUUACUGCCCGACCGAGGAGAAGUUCAUUCGUCACUAUGUUGAAGGGUUACCAUUUGAGUACCGUGCAUUUGUGAGAUUGAAGACCACUUUAGUCGAGGCCAUGGAUGAGGCCCGCAAGAUAGAGAAUGAUAUAGCUAUCCGGGAUCGUACCACAGCGAGGUCCACGGAGAAACACAAGUGGGAGGGUCAAUCGGGGUCCUUUGAGAAGCAGAAACUUCAGAAGAAGGGUGAAAAAUCAACAUUUUGUAAGAAGUGUCACUCUUCUCAUGGAGGUCCAUGUAGUAGCAGUACCAAGAGUUGUAAGCGAUGUGGUAAGGUGAGACACCAUUAUGAAGAUUGUAAGAGUGUUGAACCUUUGUGCUACAACUGUCGUCAAAUGGGACAUAUCAGUACGCAAUGUCCUAACCCCAAGGUCCAGAUGGGAGUUGAUGAGAAGAAAGAUGAAGCGCCAAAGGUGAAAGCUCGUGCUUUCAAUAUGACAACUGAUAAGUUAUAG
Messenger RNA from Lactuca sativa (garden lettuce), 789 nucleotides. Lineage: Eukaryota; Viridiplantae; Streptophyta; Magnoliopsida; Asterales; Asteraceae. The record is from RefSeq and is a predicted model, not a curated record.